Messenger RNA from Cyphomyrmex costatus, 2332 nucleotides. It is a transcript of the gene Nckx30C, whose product is annotated as solute carrier family 24 member Nckx30C. Gene Ontology annotation, molecular function: calcium channel activity; calcium, potassium:sodium antiporter activity. The transcript is spliced from 7 exons. The record is from RefSeq and is a predicted model, not a curated record. Gene Ontology annotation, biological process: intracellular calcium ion homeostasis; calcium ion transmembrane transport. Gene Ontology annotation, cellular component: plasma membrane. Lineage: Eukaryota; Metazoa; Arthropoda; Insecta; Hymenoptera; Formicidae. The coding region runs from base 245 to 2332 and encodes 695 amino acids.
UCCUGUCGUACACCCUCCGCGGCGCGACACGAUACGACACGUAGAGGAAGGUGGUGGAGAAGUCGGAGGUGGUGCUGGCGGCGGAGGGGGCCAGAGAGAGAGGGUGGAGGACGCCGAGGAGGACGGAGAAGAAGAAGAAGAAGAAGGUGGCGAAGGAGGAGGAGGAGGAGGAGGAGGCCUCGCUAACGACGGCGAACGUCCUCGAAGGUGCGAACCACCAACAGCAGCACCACCGCCGACGACGAUGACGAUCGUGACGGGCGGUGAUCGGCGUACAUGUUGGAGGCGGAGACGCCGAUUGGCGUUGAUUACUCUGCUCUCCGCGAUUUUAGCCUUCGCGAUGGGUCCCUCGGCGUCUUCGGGCCACAGACCGGCGCCGAACAAUCCGAUCACAUUUCAUACCACCACGAGUAGCACAGCCAUGCCCAUUCUAAUACGGCUGAGUAACGGUACCAGCGUGCAAGUGUACGAUAGCAAGAACAACGGUGUUAACGUUGCGGGUCUUGACGGGCAUAAUAGGACUAACGGUAACGAUACGGAGAAGAGGCCGCUCUUCCCCGACGAUCUGUUCACCAAUGAACAACGACGCCGCGGUGCCGUGAUACUUCACAUACUUGGCGUGGUGUACAUGUUCGUCGCGCUAGCAAUCGUUUGCGACGAGUUCUUCGUACCGUCAUUAGACGUGAUUAUCGAGAAGCUCGAUAUCGCCGACGAUGUGGCCGGUGCUACUUUCAUGGCGGCCGGUGGAUCGGCGCCCGAACUCUUCACAUCGAUCAUAGGCGUGUUCGUGUCGUUCGACGAUGUCGGUAUCGGCACUAUCGUCGGCUCCGCCGUCUUCAACAUCCUUUUCGUGAUCGGCAUGUGCGCUAUAUUCUCGCGUACGGUGCUAUCGCUCACAUGGUGGCCUCUAUUUCGCGACUGCACUUUCUAUAGCGCCAGUCUGCUCACUCUGAUCUACUUCUUCCGCGAUAGUUACAUAUACUGGUAUGAGGCACUUGUGCUAUUUGGAUUCUACUUGGGAUAUGUAAGCUUCAUGAAGUGGAACCAGCCAAUGGAGAAAAUAGUCAAAAGGAUACUCUACAGAAACAAGGUGACCCGGGUCAGGUCUACCGAUCAGCUGAUGCCGUCGCACCAGAGCGCCGCCCAGGCAUUGCAGCAUCCGAACGCGAUCAACAAUAGCGAAAUGAGCGUGGGCGGUGCAUCGGGUGCGUGCGGAAGCAUCCCGGCGCCCGGGGAGGCUGGAUGCAGCAGCAGAGUUGGCAGCAGCAGCGGCGUCGGCGUCGGCAGCGGUGGCACAGGACAAGGCUGCGAACAGGCCCAUGGAGGCUCGUCCUCUCACCCACGGGAGAGCCACGCGAAGUUCCGACACGGCCUGCUGCAGCUUAUGAUCCACACGAUCGAUCCGCUCCACGACGGUCAGUCCCGCGCCGGCAAGGUGGACGAGAAAGCGACGCAGCUGCAUGCGAUAGCGUCACUGAAGGUGCUACUGGAUGCCACCAGGCCGCAUAACGGCGCCGCGACGUCGACCGCCGCCCAUUACUCCGGCGCACCCUCGAAAGAGACGACUCUGCAGCUGCAGCAGGGCUCACAAGGCACCACUACCACCACCACAACUACGACGACCACUGCCGGCACUACUGCCGGUAUUCAGGAACUUCCGAACGGCGGUAUCGCCGCUGGUUUAGACGCUGGACUCGAUUCGGGCGAAGAGGAUGAACCUCCAGAGGCCUUGAAUAUGGGCUGGCCAAGCAGUCCAAGAAAAAGGCUAACGUACAUUUUAGUCGCACCAAUCUUAUUUCCUCUUUGGUUGACGUUACCGGAUACGAGAACACCUAGAGGGAAGAAGUUCUUUCCGAUAACGUUCAUCGGCUCGAUCUUCUGGAUCGCGGCGUACUCGUACCUGAUGGUCUGGUGGGCGAAUGUCGCUGGCGACACAGUGGCCAUACCGCCGGAAGUGAUGGGCCUGACGUUCCUCGCAGCUGGCACCAGCAUACCGGACCUCAUCACAAGCGUCAUCGUGGCGCGAAAGGGAUACGGCGACAUGGCCGUGUCGAGUUCCGUCGGCAGUAACAUCUUCGACGUGACCGUUGGGCUUCCGGUUCCAUGGCUCCUAUACGGUUUAAUCUAUGGGAAACCCGUCGAGGUGAACUCAGUGGGCAUGGUGUGCAGCAUAGCGAUACUGUUCUGCAUGCUGCUGUUCGUGAUCUUGAGCAUCGCCUGCUUCAAAUGGAAAAUGAACAAGAGCCUCGGCUUCACGAUGUUCAUCCUCUACUUCGUCUUCGUCGCCGUCUCGCUGAUGUUCGAGUACGAGAUACUGGUCUGUCCGGUGUAG